AUGAGGUUCAUGCAAUGCCCAUCUAUCCUUUCACUCACACUCGCCAUUAUUCUCCCCACCUUGUCAUUGGCCGUUGAAACCACGACUAGCGGCACCGGAGGAUGUAAACCAUCUACUUGGGAGCCCAGUACUCCUAUAGGUACUUUUCGUCACAAGCGGCCUAUGGCCACACCCAGUGUGCCGCGCAAGAAGGAGCUCGAGGCGGGAGAUAUCAACUGUCGGGGCUGGGGCCAAACAUAUGAGCACGUUGACGAAUCGACGUGCCAAAAACUGGCCGAUGACUAUCGCAUAGAUCUUGGUACCUUUUACGACCUAAAUCCGAUCCUGGAGGCAGACUGCAAGAGGAUCAGGCCCUACACAGAAUACUGUUACACAGGAUUUAUUGAACCACUGAGGGCUCAUGAUGGAAAGUGUGGUCCUUUGUACAACAAUGCCACUUGCCUUGGCACUGACAAAGCAUGUUGCAACACUGAAACUUGGACAUGUGGUAAUCGAGAACGAGACUGCACUCCAAGUCUCUGCUACAAGGGUGCCGGUAACUGCUUUCUCCGUGUCAUCGUCUCAACUGAUGGGAUAUGCGGUCUGGUGAAAGAUCGGCAUACUCUCCGUGUCUGUGGAGAAUGGGGGGAUUGCUGCAAUCUUCAAAACAAAUGCGGGUCGGGGCCUGACUUUUGUGGCAAAGGUGUCUGCCAAGCCGGCGAGUGUACUCACUCAGAUUGGCCAAUGGAUGAACGUCCUGAACAGCUCCCUUGGGAAUAUGGGGAGGGAGAUCCUUGA
Fusarium keratoplasticum is the source of this 777-nucleotide messenger RNA. RefSeq names its product LysM domain-containing protein. The coding region runs from base 1 to 777 and encodes 258 amino acids. Lineage: Eukaryota; Fungi; Ascomycota; Sordariomycetes; Hypocreales; Nectriaceae. The transcript is spliced from 3 exons. The record is from RefSeq and is a predicted model, not a curated record.